Messenger RNA from Triticum dicoccoides, 965 nucleotides. Its product is annotated as GATA transcription factor 27-like. The coding region runs from base 241 to 819 and encodes 192 amino acids. The record is from RefSeq and is a predicted model, not a curated record. Gene Ontology annotation, molecular function: zinc ion binding; sequence-specific DNA binding. NCBI's taxonomy places the organism in Eukaryota, Viridiplantae, Streptophyta, Magnoliopsida, Poales, Poaceae. The transcript is spliced from 3 exons. Gene Ontology annotation, biological process: regulation of DNA-templated transcription.
ACUUCUCCCCUCUCUAUCCUCUGCCCUCUCCCCCCCUCUCUCUCUCUAAAGAAAGACCGGAGAGAAACAGAGAAGAGCAGAGCGAGCAAAUAAAGACAGAGGAGCGCCGACCGAGAAGAGAAAUUUUUUCACUUGUGGAUCUGAAAUAUAGAUACUAGCUAGAUUCGUUGGUGAAUUUGCUCGCCGUUGCUUUGCUUCCGCUGCCAUGGUGUUUUGUUGGUGAUUGGUUGAAGAAGAGCCAUGGUGAAGAAGGAGGGUCCGUGCUGCCACUGCGGAAUCAUGGGCAGCCCUAUCUGGCGAAACGGGCCACCCGAGAAGCCGGUGCUCUGCAAUGCGUGUGGGACAAGAUGGAGGAAAAAGGGUACAUUGGAGAACUACACACCAACGCGUCGUCCCCAAGAUGCUGAAGCGGAGACGAAACAACACAAGAAAAAGCCCGUCCGCAGAAUAGUGAAGAAACAACCAUCUUCUGAUCACAACUUGGGGAACACAGGGGACACAAGCAAUCCAUCUGGUUUUGGAUCAGCAGUAUCCUAUUCAGGUUCAGCGCAAUCACAUGCUCGGGAGCCACUGGUACCAUCAAGAAAAAAGAGUUGCAUCGGUCGUCGUCGUAAGCCGUCAACGGUGGAAGCGCUUGCAGAGGAUCUCAACUCCAUAAUGCACCAAGAGAAGUUAUGUUCUGGUUCAGGGGUUCGUACCAUUCCAGGAUCCUCAGAGGAAGACCUACUGAUUUAUCAUAGCGAAACUCCUGCUGGAUCCUUUGAGAUCGGUUACGGAAGCAUGCUCCUUACACAUCCAUUCAAGCAAGCUUCUUACUGAUUUAUCAGAGUUAUGUUUUUGGAACUGAACAAGUUCAGAGUUUUGGCUGGUUCAGCCUCUCCCUUUUUAUAUUGUGGCUGGGUGAAUGUACAUUUGUGAAUUUGUUUCUGGGUGAAUGUAUAUUAGUCAAUUCUGGCAGCAAUCAA